This is a messenger RNA of Trametes versicolor FP-101664 SS1, 1152 nucleotides long. RefSeq lists its product as uncharacterized. The record is from RefSeq and is a predicted model, not a curated record. Lineage: Eukaryota; Fungi; Basidiomycota; Agaricomycetes; Polyporales; Polyporaceae. The transcript is spliced from 5 exons. Bases 1 to 1152 code for a protein of 383 amino acids.
AUGUCUGCAGAGCCCCAGUCCCCCUCCAUCAACGAUCAUGACGAGUGCAGCGAAUCUGGCGAUGGCCGCAGCGAUGCCAGCGGCGAGUCCAAUUCCAGAGCAAUCCAGGUCGUGAUGCCGGUCAUCCCCAGCGAUGACAUAGAAUGGGUGACCGCUUUUGGCAAAGCACAACCACGGGCCGCAGUUGUCACGGCUGGCCGCCGUGGCCGUAGCAAUGGCUUGCACAUCGCCGUGAAUGACUGGGUUGCAAUGUCCCCCAAUGGCACUCGCAGGGACGACGCCUUCAACGGUCACAUCGAAUUAUAUGCCAAGGUGGUCAACGCAGGAUUUCAUCCUGAGUUAGGCAACCUCGUCAAAUUGCGCUGGACAUACAGUAGAGAAGAGCUCACGGAGAUGCCUCUGGAAGACAACGCUAUCAGCGUUUGGGAUGUGAUGGGCCAGAACGAGCAUAUGGCCUACAUGGGUGACACGUUCGAGUUCGCCAAUAGCGUAACCAAGGUCAUUCAAGUGGAGGAGUUCUUGGCCGACACCGCCUCACUGCACGUCCUUUCUGAAUCGGCGCACUACUCUCGCAAGAACGUCGCGCUGUGUCUGCCCCUCGGGAGCACUCGGUACUCCCUUAUCGCCGGCUCCCGGGAUCUCGUUUGCAAGGCCAACGGCUGCCAGCACCUGGGUCUCUAUCGCCCCGAUACUGAUAUUCUCCGAUGGUGUCAGUUCUGUUAUUCGUGGUACCACGUCGGUUGUCUCAAGGCCGUUGCCGCGAAAGGCCCCACCCUCCCUAAAGCCGAUCCCGAGCGCCCGGAGCAAUGGUGCAGCCCGAGCGCUAUUGAGAAGAACCUCUCCACCGGACGCAUCGUGUACGACUACCACAACUUCACUCUCUGGCGGCAGCUCCUGAAGCUUCCUGUUCAACGUGGAUAUGUGGGGCACGGUUACCCGUUGUCGUUCGAGCUACUCACUCUGGAGAUCCGCAAGACGGCGGCUGCCACCGGCUGCCCAGCUGACGUUCGCAACUUCGUCCUCGAGCACCUUUCACCUGCCCCGGGCCUCGCUCAUCACUCCCACGAACUAGUUACCCCUCUUUACGCGUCCCUGACCAUGCCAUCCACAUACUACCAAUGCCCCACCUGCGAGCAGGAAGUUGUGAUCUAA